Molecule: messenger RNA, 1713 nt
Organism: Penicillium daleae
Lineage: Eukaryota; Fungi; Ascomycota; Eurotiomycetes; Eurotiales; Aspergillaceae
Product: putative MFS transporter
Exons: 2
Coding region: 1-1713 (570 amino acids)
Biological process (GO): transmembrane transport
Molecular function (GO): transmembrane transporter activity
Source: RefSeq, a predicted model, not a curated record
AUGGCGAUGGCCUCAUCACCUGCAUUAUUCACAGCCUCUCGAGGCCAAACGCUAACAUACCUCCUAGCAGUCUGCCCCUUCUCCAUCGCCUUCCUUGUCUUUAUCAAUUCCUCGGUCUCAUUCGUCGUCACGGAUCUGAUCGGGCUGCAUGAUGGCGAAGGCAAUGCGGUGGGAACGCUAGGCUUUGCCGAUGAGUUACUCGCUCUGGCUGCUUGUCCGCUUUGGGGUGUGCUUUCUGAUCGGAUUGGUGUGCGCCAUGUGUGCGCUAUCGGCUACGCAAUUAUUGCCGUUGCAUUGGUUCUCUUCGUACAGGCCACGAAUGUUUACCCCCAGCUUUUGCUGGGCAGGUUGUUGUUUAGCCUUGGGGGCUCGGCGGUGUCUACCAUGGUCACCGCUGUCCUGCCUACCGUCACGGGGAAGGCGUUGCGAGACCAGGCCUACCGGGCGUCGGUCUCCUCAGAGUUGACUAUUACCCCUGCAAGGCUGAAUGGCCUGCAAAACGGUCACCACCCUGAUGGUGCCGCCACGCGUGCAUCGCCGUCAGCUCGAUUGUCAGGCUUUGUCGGGUUAUUUGCUGGUUGUGGUGCUCUCGUAUCCCUCGGUGUCUUCCUGCCCCUUCCAGCCCGAUUUGAGAAAAUCGGCCUUUCGCCCGCGGAAGCAAUUCGACGCAGUUAUUAUCUGGUUGCCGCCGUUGCGAUGAUAAUCAGUCUCAUCAGCUUCAUCGGUCUCCGCAAUCUGUCCGAGGAGGAAGGAAAAGGGUGGCGGGCAUUAUGGAGUCAUCAUUCUGGUCAACAUGCGGACGACCAGGAUGACGACGACGAGGCUUUCCACGGACAAGAAAGAAUGCCCUAUUGGAAACAACUGACGACGGCACUGCUGUUAGGAUUCCGGAAUCGCAGUAUUGCCCUGGGCUACAUGGGAGGGUUUGUUGCACGCGCCUCCUCGGUAGCAAUCUCAUUAUUCAUCCCACUAGCCGUGAACCACUAUUACCGUGUCUCCGGACUUUGCAAUGAAGAUCACGAGCCAAUGCCCAAUUCCGGGCUCGGGGAUAUCAAAAAGGCGUGCCCGCGCGCGUAUAUCCUAGCCUCGAUUCUCACCGGGGUAUCCCAGCUAAUCGCCCUCCUGGCCGCGCCAGCCUUUGGAUAUUUAACCGAUAAAUCGCGGCGGUACAAUGUCCCUCUUCUAGUGGCGGCGUUUGUCGGCGUGGUGGGAUAUCUCGCAUUCGGAUUCCUACCCAACCCGCAAUUCAAGGGCCCCGACGGCAAUGCGGGGGUCUUCGUUGUCAUGGCCCUGCUGGGAAUCAGUCAGAUUGGCGCCAUCGUCUGCAGUCUAGCAGUGCUGAGCAAUGGGAUUCUCCAGGUGGGUGUUGACGACGACGCGCUGCGUAAAAUCUAUGCCGAGCAGGGUGUCGAUCGCCAGGGUGCCCAUAUUCAUAAUGGUCACAGUGGGGAAGGCGAGAACCAGCCCCUGCUGGCCCACUCUGUCGACCACCGGCUGCAGCACCUGUCACACUUGAAGGGGUCCAUUGCCGGGGUUUACUCGCUGUACGGCGGGGCGGGAAUCCUGAUUCUCACAAAAGCGGGUGGAUCGCUCUUUGACGUGUUGUCCUCGGGGACACCGUUCUAUAUCAUGGCCGUGUUUAAUGGGAUUUUACUUGUAACGGGGCUCGUGUGUGGAAUUUUGAAUGCACGAUCUAAGGGAGUCUCUGGUUAG